GCCAAAACCCAUCUUCUACAAGUAAAACUAUGCAAACGAUCAAAACCUUCUUCAAUCUCUGCUUUCUCUCUCUUCUAUUCUUCUCUUGCAAAGCAACCCAAAACUCAUCAAUUAUCUCUAGAUUUCAAGAAUAUCUUCAAAUUAACACAGCUUACCCAAAUCCCAAUUACUAUGAAGCUGUAGAUUUCAUCCUUUCUCAAGCUAAAUCUUUAUCCCUUGAAUCUCAGACUAUUGAAUUUGUCAAAGGUAAGCCUUUAGUCUUGCUCAAAUGGCCUGGAAAAAACCCCAAAUUGUCCUCAGUUCUUCUCAACUCUCACACCGACGUCGUUCCGGCUGAACCCCACAAAUGGGCGCACCACCCUUUCAGUGCUCACAUUGAUUCUGAUGGCAAUAUUUAUGCUAGAGGUUCUCAGGAUAUGAAAUGUGUGGGUACUCAGUACUUAGAAGCUAUUCGGAAGCUAAAGAUUUCUGGUUUUGAGCCUACUCGUACUAUUUAUUUGUCAUAUGUGCCAGACGAAGAGAGUGGAGGACUUGAUGGAGCUGAGAAGUUGGCUGAGUCAGAAUUGUUUGAGAAAAUGAAUGUGGCCUUUUUGCUUGAUGAGGGAAUGCCUUCACCAAAUGAAAAGUAUCUGGCUUAUUAUGCGGAGAGGUCACUAAUGUGGCUGGUUAUUAAAGCUACUGGGGCACCAGGGCAUGGGGCAAAGUUGUAUGACAAUACUGCAAUGGAGAACUUGUUAAAGAGUAUUGAGAGUAUACGGAGAUUUCGAGCAUCACAAUUUGAUAUGGUAAAGGCUGGCUUAAAAGAUGAGGGAGAGGUGAUUUCAGUAAAUAUGGUGUUUUUGAAAGCUGGCACACAAACUCCUACAGGUUUUGUCAUGAAUCUGCAACCUUCUGAAGCUGAAGCAGGUUUUGACAUUCGGGUUCCACCAACAGCUGACCUAAAAUCCCUUGAAAAGCGUAUUGCUGAGGAGUGGGCCCCUGCUUCACGCAAUAUGACAUUUGAGUUUAUUCAGAAGGAUCCUUUGCUUGACAAGUUUGGUAGGCCAAUUCUCACAGUUGCAGACAGUUCAAAUCCAUGGUGGUUCCUCUUUAAAGAAGCCAUUCAGAAAGCAGGUGGAAAACUUGAGAAGCCGGAGAUUCUCCUUGGCGCAACAGAUGCUAGUUUUUUUAGGCAAAGGGGUCUGCCAGCUAUAGGAUUCUCUGCCAUAGCAAAUACUCCAGACCGAGUACAUGAUCACAAUGAGUUCCUAAAUCAAGAGGAAUAUCUGAAAGGAGUAGACAUAUACGUGUCAAUUAUCAAAGCUUAUGCAUCAUAUGCUGGGCAUGCUGAAGCUAAAGCUUCUAAAUAUGAGCUGUAAAAGAACAGCAGGCAAGCCUAACUGAGAUAUCUGGAUUUUGCCACUCUUUUGUCGUGCUGUAGUCAUCCUACAGCACCUCCGUUCUAUCAAAUUAUGGAUCAGAAACUAGUUUUCAGAAGAACUAUUCAGCGGUUUGGUCAAUGUUGGCAAAUGUUAUGGGUGUGUAAAAAUUCUGUAUAGUACUUCAAGUCUUCAUUAGUCAUUUUUUAACAAUAAAAUAUUUCAGCA
Messenger RNA from Chenopodium quinoa (quinoa), 1586 nucleotides. Its product is annotated as aminoacylase-1-like. Gene Ontology annotation, cellular component: cytoplasm. NCBI's taxonomy places the organism in Eukaryota, Viridiplantae, Streptophyta, Magnoliopsida, Caryophyllales, Amaranthaceae. Gene Ontology annotation, molecular function: aminoacylase activity. The transcript is spliced from 5 exons. Gene Ontology annotation, biological process: amino acid metabolic process. Bases 30 to 1358 code for a protein of 442 amino acids. The record is from RefSeq and is a predicted model, not a curated record.